Erythranthe guttata (spotted monkey flower) is the source of this 518-nucleotide messenger RNA. NCBI's taxonomy places the organism in Eukaryota, Viridiplantae, Streptophyta, Magnoliopsida, Lamiales, Phrymaceae. The record is from RefSeq and is a predicted model, not a curated record.
AUGGAAACAAGAGAGGCACCACCUGCACAUUUGUUGGUCAAGAUCGAAUCAUUCUCCUUAUUUGAAAAGUAUCAAAUUGAGAAGUACGAAACUAAGGAAUUUGCGGCUGGGGAAUAUAAGUGGAAACUAAUAAUCUAUCCUAAUGGAGACGACAACGUCGGAAAAGAUAGCGGCUACGUUUCUGUAUAUUUGGCUAUGGUAGACACAUGUUCUCAGCCUGUGGAGGUCAAUGCUGUCUUCAGAAGAACAAGACGUUUCCUAGGAACGAAGUCCAAAUGGGGAUUUUCAAAAUUUAUGUCAAAGGAAAGUCUGACAGAUCCAUCAAACGGAUAUGUAAUCGGUGACAAGUCAUGUGUGUUUGGCGCUGAGGUUUUUGUGGCUAAAAAAGAAGCAAUCACUCAAUGCGUGUCUUCAAGAAAUGUUGACAUUCCUUACAAACGUGAUUGGAUUAUUCCAAACUACUCCAAACUCGGAAUACGUUGGGAAUCGGAGGAAUUCGGUGUUGGAGGCGAAAAAUG